CUGCAGUAUCUGAAGGAGACAGGGUUGAAGAGAAGAAUUUAGGGCACUGAAGUUGACAGGGCUCCCUUCUUAGUUUAGUUUAUUUUAAUUUAACUUUUAUUUUUUUUAUUUUAUUUUCUUUUUGAGGGGAUAAAGGGCUUGCUAUUUCUAGUUCACAAAGAAAGGCAGUAGGUGGCGGUAAUGCACCAGUUUGGAUGCCAGCCGCCUAAAACCAAGAAGAAGAAGAAGAAGAAGAAGAAGAGGUUUCUCAGCAUGCAACGGGGCUUAUCGUUGAUAGCAGCGCGAGCUGGAAGUAGACGGACCCGAGUGGAGUCAACGGUUUUCCGUGAGUUCGUGAACAUGUGAAACGUCGAAGUCCGAGGAGGAACGUUGUAGUUUAAUAGAGGAGCGCGAGCGCCAACGGAAACUACUGGACGCCAUUUUCAACCCAGAAGUUACAGCGAGCAGAAUGGCAAGAUGGCGGCUCCCGUGGUUGGAUUCAACGUUGGCGAUAAAGAGGAAAACACAUGCUGAGGCCGUUGGUGAAGCAGCACGUGGACGAGGUCGUCGACGAGGCGUUUGGGCUGUUGGACACGUUGACAGCAGCGUAUGAGGACAUCGUUUCUCGUUUAGGAGAACAUGAGCUACACACAUCAGGAGAAAUGCUGAGGCCGUUGGUGAAGCAGCACGUGGACGAGGUCGUCGACGAGGCGUUUGGGCUGUUGGACACGUUGACAGCAGCGUAUGAGGACAUCGUUUCGCUUUGGAGAACAUGAGCUACACACAUCAGACGUCCAGCGGCUGUUGGUGAUGAAACAAGAGGUUCCCCCUGAACAGCAGGACUGGAGCUCCAGUCUGGACCAGGAGAACCCAGAACCCCCAAACAUUAAAGAGGAGCAGGAGGACCAGGAGAACCCAGAGCCCCCAAACAUUAAAGAGGAGCAGGAGGACCAGGAGAACCCAGAGCCCCCAAACAUUAAAGAGGAGCAGGAGGACCAGGAGAACCCAGAGCCUCCACACAUUAAAGAGGAGCAGGAGGACCCAGAGCCUCCACACAUUAAAGAGGAGCAGGAGGACCAGGAGAACCCAGAGCCUCCACACAUUAAAGAGGAGCAGGAGAACCCAGAGCCUCCACACAUUAAAGAGGAGCAGGAGAACCCAGAGCCUCCACACAUUAAAGAGGAGCAGGAGGACCCAGAGCCUCCACACAUUAAAGAGGAGCAGGAUGAACUCAGGAUCAGUCAGGAGGGAGAGCAGCUUCAAAAGCUGGAGGAGGCUGGAAUCAAGUUCUCAUUCACCCCUGUAAAGAGUCAAUAUGAUGAUGAGGAAGCUCAGCUCUCAAAGUCCAUAAAAACUGACAAAAGAGAGGCAGAACAUUUGAAAACAGAAGCAGACGGAGAGGAAGUCAGAUCCACAUCAGAUCCAGAUAGUCCUUUACAACCAACUGCUGAUGAGAUGUCACAAUCCUCUGAAUGUGAGACUGAUAACAGUGACGAUUGGAAGGAGACUCCGGAACCUCAGUCACGUUUAAACCCUUUGGAAAACAAUGAAGUCCCUGUAGGUGACAUGGACUGUGGGACUGGAAACGCAUCAAUUAGCUCUUCUCAAUAUGCUGGAAGCUUUGGCCAAAAGAGACAUCCGAAGAGACACUCUGGAGCCACAACAGGAGUGACCAGUUCUUCAGUUUGUGGUAAAACAUUCAGACAAGUGCAACCACUGAAACAACACUCAACUGUUCACACAGGGGAGAAACUAUUCAGUUGUUCAGUUUGUGGUAAAAUAUUCAGCCGAGCAGGCAAUCUGAAACAACACUCAACUGUUCAUACAGGAGGAGAGAAAAUAUUCAGUUGUUCAGUUUGUGGUAAGACAUUCAGCCGAGCAGGCUAUCUGAAACGACACUCAACUGUUCAUACAGGAGAGAAACUAUUCAGUUGUUCAGUUUGUGGUAAAACAUUCAGACAAGCAGGCUGUCUAAAACGACACUCAGCUGUUCAUACAGGUGAGAAACUAUUCAGUUGUUCAGUUUGUGGUAAAACAUUCAGCCGAGCAGGCAAUCUGAAACUUCACUCAACUGUUCAUACAGGUGAGAAACUAUUCAGUUGUUCAGUUUGUGGUCAAACAUUCAGCCAAGCAGGCAAUCUGAAACAACACUCAACUGUUCAUACAGGUGAGAAACUAUUCAGUUGUUCAGUUUGUGGUAAAACAUUCAGACAAGCAAGCUAUCUAAAACGACACUCAGCUGUUCAUACAGGUGAGAAACUAUUCAGUUGUUCAGUUUGUGGUAGAACAUUCAGACAAGCAGGCAAUCUGAAACGACACUCAGCUGUUCAUACAGGAAAAACAAAUUAGCGUUCAGUUUUCUAUAAAAGAUUCCCUCUUCUCUGAUUUUAAAAGAAAUCACAAUUGCAUUGUUGAGAUCAUCAGAAAUAAAUGAGACAUUGUUGUUGAUGUUA
Pseudoliparis swirei is the source of this 2432-nucleotide messenger RNA. Its product is annotated as gastrula zinc finger protein XlCGF57.1-like. Gene Ontology annotation, cellular component: nucleus. Gene Ontology annotation, biological process: regulation of transcription by RNA polymerase II. The record is from RefSeq and is a predicted model, not a curated record. NCBI's taxonomy places the organism in Eukaryota, Metazoa, Chordata, Actinopteri, Perciformes, Liparidae. Bases 724 to 2328 code for a protein of 534 amino acids. Gene Ontology annotation, molecular function: DNA-binding transcription factor activity, RNA polymerase II-specific; RNA polymerase II cis-regulatory region sequence-specific DNA binding. The transcript is spliced from 4 exons.